Messenger RNA from Cloeon dipterum, 3820 nucleotides. Its product is annotated as protein fem-1 homolog CG6966. Lineage: Eukaryota; Metazoa; Arthropoda; Insecta; Ephemeroptera; Baetidae. Gene Ontology annotation, molecular function: protein binding. The record is from RefSeq and is a predicted model, not a curated record. The transcript is spliced from 7 exons. The coding region runs from base 366 to 2267 and encodes 633 amino acids.
CACUAUUCAUAUACAAAUCAGCCACCACUCGGGCAAAUCGCUGCUGCCUGCUCGCCUGCUGGUGUUUGGUUCGUACUUCUGCUGCCUGCUGGCGAAGCAAAAUUCAGUGCAGAGAGCAGAGCAGUAAAUUCGCGUCCGUGCAAAAGGACGGCGCAGUGAAAGUGUUUUGGUUAUAAUUACGCGGUCGCUUGCAUAACGCCUGCUAGCUCGAGUGGCGACUUCAGCUGAGUGCUCUCGAAUCCGUGAUGGACUGAAAUCCGCUGGACGAUCGGAGCCGAUCUCUUUGUUAUCACUCUGGUAGAAUGGAUACGUCGCACUGAAUCGCCGAGUCGGACGCACGGAUUCUUUUUCUCGGAGCCAAGAAAAUGGACAGCAAAAACGUUGUCUACACGGCGGCCAGGGACGGAAAACUCCGUCGCCUCAAGGUGUUCCUGGAGCACAGAGCCCGUUCCGAGGUUUUGAUGCUGGUGUCGUCCAAGACGAACAACGCAACGCCGCUCGUGAUGGCCUGCCGCUACGGACACUACGACGUCGCCGAGUACCUCAUAGAAAAGUGCAACGCUGACAUCGAGCAGCCCGGAGCUGUCGUGUUUGACGGCGAAACAAUCGAAGGAGCGCCGCCCCUGUGGUGCGCGGCGGCCGCCGGCCACCUCGCCGUCGUCAAGCUGCUCGUCCGGCACAGCGCCAACGUCAACAGCAUCACCAAGACCAACUCGACGCCGUUGCGGGCUGCCUGCUUCGACGGACACUUUGACAUCGUCAAAUUCCUCAUUGAGCACCACGCUGACAUUGAAAUCGCCAACCGGCACGGGCACACGUGUCUGAUGAUCGUCUGCUACAAGGGCCACAUCAAGAUCGCCAAAUACCUGCUCGGACUGAAAGCGGACGUGAACCGGAAAAGUGUCAAAGGCAACACAGCGCUGCACGACUGUGCGGAGAGCGGCAGUCUGGAGAUAAUGAAACUGCUCCUCCAGCAUGGCGCCCGCAUCGAAGUUGAUUCCUACGGCAUGACUCCUCUCCUGGCAGCUAGUGUGACCGGGCACUCUCAUAUUGUUGAGUACUUCAAGCAGCACGUGGGGCUCGUCUCAAGGAAGGACAUGGUGGAUGCGAUGGAACUACUUGGCGCCACCUACGUCGAUAAGAAGAGAGACAUGAUGGGCGCCCUUUCCCUCUGGAGACAAGCCAUGGAAGAGAGAUUCGAGGACGGAAAGCCACCGUUGCCCAAGUCGGUGCCUUUGAUAACGGUGGCAGCAUACAACGACGCGCGGGAGGUGCAGACGCUGGACGAGCUGGAAGAGCUGGUGUCCGACCCGGACGAGAUUCGCAUGCAGGCCUUACUGAUCCGCGAGCGAAUCUUAGGGCCUGUGCACCCUGAUACAAGUUACUUCGUGCGCUACCGCGGCGCCGUGUAUGCGGACGCGGGUCAGUUUGACCGGUGCAUCUCGCUGUGGAACUACGCGCUUGACAUGCAGCAGAAGAUCCUCGAGCCGAUGAACCCUAUGACGCAGAGCAGCCUGUUCUCCUUUACUGAGCUCUUCUCCUUCAUGAUCAGCGAGCACUCGCGCUUCCGCAACAGCAACUCCGGGGGCCGCGGUGGCCGCCAGAUCCCGCCGGUUGCUUAUGACGACAUCCUGCACGUUUUUGAGAAGGCGCUGCGUGAACUCAGUCUCGGCAUGGCCCACCCAACCGCCGUUGAAUGCAGCAACUUGCUUGGACACAUGCACCGCACCAUGGUGCUCACCAUGAACAUCUGCUGUCUGCUUGCCAGACACCAGGCCUUCCUCAGCAAGCAGCAGUCCGACCGCCUCUUCCAGUACACCGAGAAGCUCGUCCAAAUGGCUCCCGUUGGCAACAAGGGCUACACAUUGCUGCACAUCGCGUGCGCGCGGGACUCGUCGGUAGCGAAGCGGUACUCAGUGUGCCAGUUCCCAGCGCCGGAGCUGGUGACGCUGCUGCUGCGCGCGGGACACGCGCCAAACGUGCGCGACCUGGAGGGCAACACGGCGCUGCACGUGGCGGCGCUGGCCAAGCCGUGCACGCCGGCGCUGGCCCGGGCGCUGCUCGACGGCGGCGUGCACCUCGAUCUAGUCAACCGGCACGACAAGCGCUUCGAGCAGCUGCUGCAGGACCAGAAGGUGCACGACCUGCUCAACGCAGCCAGGCAUACGACGCUCAUGUGCCUCGCCGCCAGGACCAUCAACAAGCACUCGCUCCCCUACAAGGGCGUCAUCCCCGCUCGCCUCGAGUCCUUCGUCGCCAUGCACUGAGAAGCGACCGGCGACGCAGCCACCCACACCCACGCGAUUAUCUUCUCUCUUAGUUUAUUGUCAUCGCCGCCUAACAGCUGAGAACAAUUGUUUUGGGCGAAACAGAGCUGAAUUUUUCACUGCUAAUGGCGUUGGAACGAUGUGUUUAUUUUUUCUAAUUUGGUAGACGUCAUGGUCAUAAAAGAAGUCGGUUCCUAGUUGGAGCUAUUUCCAGUUGAAUUAUUUCGUUUUCCUUUCAACAAAAAGUCUGGCUUAACCAAACGAGAUUAAUAAAGGAAUUAAAGUUUUAGUUGGUGGGCAAUUUAUUUUGUUUGUGUUGUGUUCAGUAGUCAAAGUGUGUUGAUUUGAGUUGUUUAACUUAGACAGAGCUCUAUAAAAAUGUAAAAAGCUGGAAAAUCAUUUAAAAACUAAUUUUUCUAGUGUUGGGGAGUUGUAAUAUUCAGACAGUAUUAAAUGAGACGAUUUAGUUAAAAUCGAAUUGCGAUAAAUAUUUUCAGAAAAAAAUAUCAAGGUUUGUUCUGGGACUACGCCCGUUAUGAGAAGUGAAAAAAUUUCCUAGAUUUAAUGCUGAUCAAAAUAUCCUUGCAAUCUACGAUAAUUUCAAGAGAUUGUUAAAAAAUCUGAAAUUCAGGUUUUUUAAGUCAUAGUUUUUUCAAGAUUAAAAAUGAAGCCACAGUAUUUGUAAACCAGCUCAGAAAAUUUGGGUUAUUUUUGGUGAAAACUAUCCAAAUAGUAAUUUUUGUUGCCACAAUGUGAUACCUGUUGAGUGAAAUUUUUAUUCUUUCAGAGCUCUGUCACUCGUUGAAGCCAUCAAAUUAAAAAAUUUCCCCUGGUGAUAUGUCUAGUAUCGUCAAGUGAAUUAAAAAAAAUGCCACCAACUAAAAGGAGUUAUGUUAAAAGUUUCUCGGUUUGUGCUUGAAUCUAGGCACAAUAUUCGACUGAAUGUUGGGGACAAUUUUAAACCAAAUUGCACCAAAUUUUGUUGGUACAGUUUUAAUAAAUAUGAUUUAAUGUAAAACAUGAAAUAUCCUCUGAUAUAUUUUCCUUUUUUUAAUUUCAAAUACCAUCUGAUUGACAUCAUAGUUUUAUGUGAAGUCAAGUGUUAUCCUUAGCGGAAGCGGAGGAUUUGAUUGCCUUGUUCCGGCGCCAUUAUCAGUUUCGGAAUUUUAAAUCGUCCUAUGAAUGAAAAGUGUAAUUUGGAAGGAAGUCUAAAAACUCAAAAAUUGGCCUUGGUGUUUGUUGAGUUCAGUGAGGAGCAGUGAGGAUUGUUGCUUUUGACGCUUUCUGACUGUCCAACGUCCGCCGGUCUUGUGUUAACCCUCCAAUGUAUUUAACUGAUUAAAAUCAAGUUAUCCUAGUACGACUAAUACUAAGUGUAAGUGAUGAUGUGAUUUCACGUGCAAAACUAGUGAUCGAAUUUUGUGCAGUUCAGUUGAUCGAAAUUCUCUAGGGCUUGGUUUUUGGUUUUGACACUAAAAUUUGAUAAACUUAAUGCCAUCUUAUUUUGUAUUUUGAGCUUCAAGUGCAGAAUAAAAGUAAACUAAGAAGUAUAA